CACUGACUGAAGUCUGCGUUGUGAAUUUAUCAUCAGUGUUUUACCAUCAGCUCCACCAGCGCAGUUUCCACUUGUGAACACUGAGCCCUGAUCCCCUGUUCAUUCAAGAGCGUGCUGCAGACAAAGUCAGCGAGAUGGAGGAGGAGGCGCAGUCUUUUUUGGGAAGGUUUGUGGACGAGUUCCCAGCUGCUCUGGAGGAAGACAGUCCGCUGCCUGUCAGCCCUCUGAGUCAGAAAGUCUCUCUGGAGGAGCUGCAUGGAGAGAGCCUGGAGCUGGGCCUGAGGCUGCUGACUGCCAGGGGUGCUCCUGCAGUCCUCAGCGCCCUCCUGUGCCAGGCAGCGUUGUCUCAGCUGCUGCGGGAGGACCUUUCACGUUUCCACUGCCCAGAGGAAACUGAGGCCAACCAGGAAGAAGAACAGAAAGCAGUCUUACUUCAGUCAGAGGCAGUCCAACGCCUUUUCCUGAAUAAGGUGAUAGAUGUAGCUCUGGCAUGGCAUCAAAACUUCCCCAAGCCUUCCCCGUCCCCUUCCCAGUUCCACCGCUGCUCUGUUCAUGCCAUCAAGAACACAAGGAGAAAGAUGGAGGACAAACAUUUGGCCUUAGCUGAGUUCAACCAGCUCUUCGGAAUCCAGGAUGGAGUGGAGCGUGCCUACUACGCCGUUUUUGAUGGACAUGCAGGGGUAGACGCUGCCACCUUCACAGCAACCCACCUCCAUGUUGCCCUGAGUAAACAGGAAAUGCUACAGAGCGACGCAGCCACUGCCUUUAAAACUGCCUUCAAACGCACAGAUGACAUGUUCAGAGACAAAGCCAAGAGAGAGCGUCUGCGGAGCGGCACUACAGGCGUGGUGGUGCUGAUCCAAGGUCAAGAGCUGACAGUGGCCUGGCUGGGAGACUCUCAAGCAAUGCUUGUCCGAAAGGGUGAAGCUGUUACACUCAUGGAACCCCAUAAACCAGAGAGAGAAGAUGAGAAACAAAGAAUUGAGGAUCUUGGCGGUUGUAUCACCUUCAUGGGUUGCUGGCGUGUUAAUGGCACCUAUGCCGUAUCAAGAGCAAUCGGGGACUUUGACCAGAAGCCUUAUGUGUCUGGAGAUGCCGACUGCUCAACGGUCCAGCUGUUCGGUGAUGAGGACUAUGUGUUACUGGCGUGUGAUGGCUUCUUUGAUACAGUCAAACCUUCAGCAGUCCCAGAUCUGGUCUUGGAUGCACUUCAGGAACUUGGUGAUCCUGAAGGAGGAGACACUCAGCAGAAACAGUCUGAGGAGAUUAUUGGACUGAGAGUCGCUCAACAUUUGGUAAGUCAUGCUAAGGCAGCUGGCUCUUGUGAUAAUAUAACAGUGAUGGUGGUGUUCCUGCGUCCGCCAAAGCAGUUGCUGUCUCAAGACCCUACUACAUGAACUGCACAAGCUACUGCGGACUCCACUUCCCAAGAUGCUCGACAGCAGUGAAGGAGGGAAUCUGAUGUCCAGACACCACUUUGCUAAGCUACUGCCUGAAUCAGUAUAUCUCAGCCUUUUUUCAGUCCCCGGCUCCUGACAGACAUGAUGUCGUCACACUAUGUUACUACUUUGCAGCAAAAUAGCAGAUUCAAGUGUUACUAAACCAGACCACAUGGUCACAACGGUCUGAUGGAUGCAAGGCUACAGGAACCUGUACAGCUACCUGUAAUGGCACAGCACGUACUCAGUCCCCAAACAGUUCUCACAAUAGAGAUGUGCAUUUUUUAUCUCAUCAAUAACCAAUGCUUAUUCAGUAACCAUUAACUGACAAGAAACAAUUUUUACAAGGAUACAUUUUUACAUGUGCAAACAACAGCCUAAACAAUAAAAUAGACCAAUAAUUCUACAGUUUUUCCCAAUUAUUAAGAAACCUAGACUCCAUUAAAAGCAUCAGGAUCAGUCCUGCCGCCUAAGUGUGUUGGUAGACCAUUAAAACAUCUAUUAAGUUUAUCCAAUCCUUGGAUGUAAGGCAAACCUAAUAUUGCUUCUAAAUGUUGCUUUGGUGAUUAUGAAAGUAAACUGCUGCAUAUACAGUUUGCAAUAAGAAUAACCAACCCCCAUAAACAGGGACUUCAUAUCUUUGUGGGACUUUAGCUGUUUAGUUGUACAAGAAAUACAAUUAACAUACAUAUUGCAAGUAUUGAGUCUUUGUUUCUGUUGUGGCACUUUUGCCUCUGAUGGAAAACUGUACUUUAGCAGACGUGUUAUUAUGACAUGAAAGGCUAUAAUGAUUUUAAUAUAAUAAGCUGAACACUGAAAUGUGAAAUUUAACCACUAGAGAAUACUUAAUACUGUGUCUGCAUUGAAAGAUUUAAUGCGAAAACUGUUUAUUUGAAUGUGUGGUUUGAAUUGAGCUCUUUUUAAAUUUUAAAUUACAUUAUUUCCAAAUUAAAGUUAUUUUUCAGCUUCACAAAUUCACAUAGAAGUUCCAGUGUCCCACGUUUUCAGUCACUCUUCUAAAUUUUUGUAAGAGACAAAAGUCUAAUUUCACCACAGUGGCAGAUUUAACUUCAAUGUCUUCAAAGGUUUAUGAAGUAAUGUCUCCUUUCUAUCAGAUAGGUAGCCAGAAACAGUUUUCUAUUAUUCGCAUCUAUUUAUAGCUACAUUAGUCCAUCAGAAAUGAUAUCGAUCUUCUUCCACAAAUGUCUGUCUGUAUGUGGGACACAUUUUUCUAAACUUACAUUUUAUCAACUUCAUAGUUGGCAACGAGCGCUCUGUACCAGUCAGUGGCGGUGGGGCAGUGUGCCUUCAGUCUUCGGACUGAAUUGAAUCAUCAUCUUUAGAUAAUUUGCAGCAGUAAUGAAGCAAUUUUAGUUUCAUUUAAUGAAAAUCAUGACCUAUAUUGCACAUGAGUCAGGUCGGAUGAACACAACGUUUAAAAAAAUACGUCCAGCACACAAACAAUCAAAAAGUGACAGUAUAUUAUAGGUCUGUUUGAGAAGGACUCUCUAAUAACAGAUACUCUCUAGGAGUAUUUGUGAAGUAGAUUCUGAAGCACAGGCCAAACCAACAGCUCAUUCCACAGGCAGUUUUAAAAAAGGCACUGCACUAGUUGUGCAAAAAUACUAUGGCUAAGGCUAAUGGCUGAGCGUCUUCAUGAACUACAGGUCUAGCUACCAAACUCUUCAGAUACCAAACUAGUUACCAUGAUUUGAUAAUUUCUGUAUGAUGAAGGGUUUUAGCAAGUUCAAUUCAAAUCACACAUGUGGAUGGUUUUUAACUUAGGUAAGAAAACUCAGUGGUAUUUCAAUAGCAUUUAGUGAUUCACCACAAAAGUGUAUUUCCUUGUAAGAUUCAACUCAUUCCAGCAUUUCAUUGCUUCAGUAUUCUCUGUGGCAGAUUUCCAAUACUCUCAUUGUAUGUUACCUAUAUUUGAACUGUUUUUAUUUUUUGUCAAACUUAAGUUCUCAUCUACCACAUCUACUGUACAGUGUGUUUUCUAAGGCUCAGUAUUACAUGCAGUGUUUGGAAAUUACCAGGUGUCAAAUAACGAUGCAAAAAAGUCUCAGUGAGAUUUUGCAGUGGGAAGUGAUUUCUCACAAGUAACCUUAACUCAGCUGCAGUGGAUUACAUCCACAUUCAUUCUAAUCUUUAACGCCAAACAGUAUGACAAUUAAGAAUAUUACACUGUGCACCCUGCAGAAAAUGACUUGGAUUAAGUCAGUUAACAGACUGUAAUAAAAAGGUAUUGAUGAGAUGUUUUCAGUCUCCAACCUGCUGGUUCUGUGCUUUAUAUAGGAACAAGAUAAUACAGGAUUAACUGACUACCUGAUUAAGUUUGUCUGGCUGAUGUGUGUUGCUUCUUUAACUGGAUCACAAAAUCUGACAGUAUUUCUAAUGCAUAAAAUAUUCCCUUUUUUCUUUUAUACAUUUUUAACAGAUCUUCAAAUUUUAUUGUGAACAUUAAGAUAUCAGCUGUAAUGAUUUUGGGAUGUGUUGAUACUGUUUUGCUCACAAGAUGGUUUACUGUUUUAUAUAACGACUGAAUAAAAAGCUAUGUGAGUUUAAUAUAUUUU
Molecule: messenger RNA, 4015 nt
Organism: Limanda limanda (common dab)
Lineage: Eukaryota; Metazoa; Chordata; Actinopteri; Pleuronectiformes; Pleuronectidae
Gene: ppm1f
Product: protein phosphatase, Mg2+/Mn2+ dependent, 1F
Exons: 8
Coding region: 135-1397 (420 amino acids)
Biological process (GO): negative regulation of protein kinase activity; protein dephosphorylation
Cellular component (GO): cytosol
Molecular function (GO): cation binding; protein serine/threonine phosphatase activity
Source: RefSeq, a predicted model, not a curated record